This is a messenger RNA of Perca fluviatilis (European perch), 1730 nucleotides long. RefSeq names its product ring finger protein 8, E3 ubiquitin protein ligase (gene rnf8). The record is from RefSeq and is a predicted model, not a curated record. Gene Ontology annotation, cellular component: nucleus; ubiquitin ligase complex; cytosol. Gene Ontology annotation, molecular function: histone binding; ubiquitin protein ligase activity. Lineage: Eukaryota; Metazoa; Chordata; Actinopteri; Perciformes; Percidae. The transcript has 9 exons. Gene Ontology annotation, biological process: double-strand break repair; protein K48-linked ubiquitination; ubiquitin-dependent protein catabolic process. The coding region runs from base 108 to 1682 and encodes 524 amino acids.
CGGUUUCGCCCUGUCAAUCUUCAGUUUGACACCGUAGCAAAACGUUAGCCAUGGAGGAGUAACAUAUGUUUUUCAGGUCGUAUUAGCCUCUGACAGAAUGAGAUAAGAUGGAUACUGUAACGACAGAUUCGUCUGCAGCUGAGGAAGAUGACAGUUCAGACUCAGAGGUUUUAUGUUUGAUGAGAGUUGGAAGAAAUUCAGACUGGCUUCGCUUGUUCGAAAACACUGAGAUCACUAUAGGACGUGGUGUGGAUGUAACUCACCAGUUGUUGUCUCCAAGUUGUCCUCUGAUGAUCUCCAGACUGCACUGUACAUUUAAGCAAAGGGAAGGUGGCAAGUGGACAGUGACCGACAAGAACAGUCUCAACGGUGUGUGGGUGAAUGGAAACCGCAUACCUGCUGAAGAAGCCCAUCAGCUGAGGCUCGGAGACUCCAUACAACUCGGUGUUCCUGUAAUUGGAACCGAAGUGGAGUUUGACUACAUGCUCGUCCAGCGGCCCCUCAAAGACAUUAAACUUUACCUGGCAAAGGGACACAGAGAGGGUGCUAAAGCAGCCCAUGUUGCCAAGAAGCCCAAAAGGAAGUUGACCGUGGAAGAAGUUGAGCCGUCUACCUCAAAGCCCAAGCUCUACCGCUGCUCCUCUGCAGACAAGUCAUUUGCAAAGCCUUGCCCUCUGUCACCAGUGAAACGGCAGCAGAGGCUGAGUCACAUCCAACCAGAGGAAACUGGACCCAGCAGACACGUCCAGGAAGUAGACCGGCCCUCAGAUGGCUCCAGCAGUCCGUGUGACCUGGACAACUUGCAAAUGUACAGCCAGAACAUCCUGAUGCUGAGGGAGCAGGUGGAUGACACCCAGAGGCAGGUAGCCUCGCUGGGGGGAGAGCCCCGGCAGGCUGACCCGCUCAGAGAGGAGCAUGUCAGGGAGCUGCGGGGUCAGCUUGAGACGCUCAGAGCCAAGAUGCACCGGAUGGAGACGUUAGAGAAGUCCUUUAGUGAAACUAAGAGGCAGCUAGAGGCACAGAAAACACAGCAACAAGAGGAGCUUUUGAAGAAACAGUUGGAAGAAGCCUUGCAAGAGCAAAAGAAGGUAAUAGACGAACUUGCCCUUUCUCGGGAAGGCUUUGAAGAGAUUCUCUUGGCCAAAAACAAAGAACUUGAAGUGACAAAGGAGGAGAAAGAAAAGGCGAGGGCCCAAAAAGAGGAAGUAGUAACACAAGUAACUGAAGUUCUGGAGAACGAGCUUCAGUGCAUCAUCUGCUCCGAGCUCUUCAUUGAGGCAGUCAUCUUGAACUGCGCUCACAGCUUCUGCAGUCACUGCAUCAAGCAGUGGCGCAAAAAGAAAGACGAGUGUCCCAUCUGCCGACGGGCCAUCCAGUCCCAGACCCGCUGUCUGGCCCUGGACAACUGCAUCGACAGCAUGGUGGAAAACCUGAGCCUGGACAUGAAGUCGAGGCGGCAGACCCUCAUUACUGAAAGGAAAGCGGACUCUGCUCAGGUGAUGGUGAUCCACGAUGACGACAGCAGCAGGAGCAGCAGGAGCAGCGAUAGCGACGGCAGCAUGGUGUCCAUAGAUAGUAGCCUGAGCUCUGUGGUCUCUCUGGACACAGACAGUAGCAUCCACUUGGACUCCAGUCCGCCCUUCAGUUUCUCUGAUGAAAGUGUUGAUGAGUUUGAUGAUUAGCCCUUUUCUUCUGUGGGCUGUAACAUGAAUCUGGCUUUUUUUUUUGGU